CUUCCGGCCGGGCCCGGACACCUUUGCCUUGGACACCAGCCGCUUCCGGUGUGGGAGGGCUCGGGGCGCGCUAGUUUCCGGUGGGCUUCCGGCUCGGUUGCAACUAUGGCACGUAAGAAGGUGAGGCCGCGGCUGAUCGCUGAGCUGGCCCGCCGCGUUCGUGCCCUGCGCGAGCAGCGGGAGCGGCCGAGCGACUCGCAGCGCUACGCCCUGGACUACGAGACCCUGACGCGGCCGUACACUGGCCACCGGCUCCCAGUGCGCGCCUGGGUCGAUGUGCGCCGCGAGAGCCGCCUCUUCCAGUUGCUCAGCCGCCUGCCGCGCUUCGGCCUGGGCCGCCUAGUCACGCGCAAGUCCUGGCUGUGGCAGCACGACGAUCCGUGCUACUGGCGCCUCACGCGCGUACUGCCCGACUACACGGCGCAGAAUUUGGACCACGGGAAGGCCUGGGGCGUCCUGACCUUCAAAGGGAAGACGGAGAGUGAGGCCCGGCAGAUCCAGCAUGUUAUGCACCACGACUGGCGGGUGGUGCCCAAGCACGAGGAGGAGGCCUUCACAGCAUUCACGCCAGGACCCGAAGACGACGUGCGCCUCGUGCCCUAUCCGCCACUGCUCCGCGCCAUGAUCCUCGCGGAACGGCAGAAAAGUGGGAAUCCUAGCACGGAGGAACCCCUGCUGAGCCUAGAGAGGACGCUCGCGGAUCCUUGGGACUACCCUGAGAAACUGGAGGCCAAGGGCAAGGCCAAGGGCACCCCGGUCUAACGUGCGGGGACCGUGAUGGACACUUAAGAUCCUGCCUUUUGAUGGAGAACGUUGGGGAGACCCUGGCGCCCUGAUACAAGGACCUGACUACGGGGCCCCGAGGCUGUACUGCAGGGAGCAGCGGGCUGGCAGUCAAGACUCCCGGCAGCCCCUUCUCCGCACCUGCGGCCAGAAAUAAACGCUCCAAAUGGC
This is a messenger RNA of Chinchilla lanigera (long-tailed chinchilla), 954 nucleotides long. RefSeq names its product mitochondrial ribosomal protein S34 (gene Mrps34). Gene Ontology annotation, biological process: mitochondrial translation. The transcript has 3 exons. NCBI's taxonomy places the organism in Eukaryota, Metazoa, Chordata, Mammalia, Rodentia, Chinchillidae. Gene Ontology annotation, cellular component: mitochondrion; mitochondrial small ribosomal subunit. The record is from RefSeq and is a predicted model, not a curated record. The coding region runs from base 106 to 762 and encodes 218 amino acids. Gene Ontology annotation, molecular function: structural constituent of ribosome.